AAAGCCCCGCGGGCGAGCGCAGCAGCUGCGAGCUUCCGAGCCGGAGCCCCGCCGCCUCCCCGUCCAGCCCCCGCGAUGCAGCCCGGCCUGUGAUCAGCGCCGACGCCCGGACGCUCCGCCGCACAACUACCUCAGAGCCCCCCGGCCGCCGCACCGCCCCCUCCCCCAGGUGAGUCUCUGGAGACGGGGUCCCCUUCUGUGGCCUUGACCCUCACUCUGUACCUUGGAGUCCCAGAGCCCAAUAAAGUCACUGCCUCCCAGCUCUUUAGACCACAGAAAGGUUUCUACACUGCCGUAGGACGCCCCCCUGAGGCCGUUUCAUCCCCGGCCAUGUUCCAGCGCCUCACCAGCCUCUUCUUCAGUAACCCCCCUCCCCCCGAGGACCCCGAAUGCCCCCUAGCCUUGGUCUCCGAGGAGGAUGAAAUGGACGGCUGGCUCAUCAUUGAUCUGCCGGACAGCUACGCGGCUCCACCCAGCCCCGGGGCCGCCCCUGCCCCCGCAGGCCGCCCCCCGCCCGCGCCCUCCUUGAUGGACGAGAGCUGGUUUGUUACCCCUCCCGCCUGUUUUACUGCAGAGGGGCCCGGACUCGGGCCCGCCCGCCUCCAGAGCAGCCCCCUGGAGGAUCUCCUCAUCGAACACCCCAGCAUGUCCGUUUACGUCACCGGCAGCACCAUAGUGCUGGAGCCUGGGCCCCCCUCCCCGCACCCCGACGCUGCCCUGCCUGACGGCGACCUUAGCGAAGGGGAGUUGGCGCCCGCCCGCCGCGAGCCCCGGGUCCUGCACCACGCCGCCGCCCCUGGGCCCGCGCGGGCUGCGCUACUGGAGAAGGCGGGCCAGGCGCGGCGGCUGCAGCGGGCCCGGCAGCGGGCCGAGCGCCACGCGCUGAGCGCCAAGGUGGUGCAGCGGCAGAACCGUGCCCGCGAGAGCCGUUCGCGGCGGCCCAAGCACCAGGGCAGCUUCGUCUACCAGCCGUGCCAGCGCCAGUUCAACUACUGAGGGUCCUCCGGCCGAACCACAGACCCCUCGCCGACUCCCGACCCUGUCGGGCCCCUCCGCCGCAGCCAGUGUGUUGCUCGAGGAGCGCCCGCAGCCCACCUGGGUGGGACACUACAACCUCCCUCCUCCUCAAGUGAGGUGGGGUGCUAGCCCCCCUCCCCCCUCGAUUUUCCCACCUCUGAUCCUCUGAUCUGCCUCUGAACCCCCUCCUGUCCUUCACCCUCCGACCCCAAGCCUGGCAUCUAAUCCUCCAUUUCCUUCCCCCUUGACACUCCAUCUUUCCCUCCUUCUCUGGUCCCUGUCCCCAUAUCUGCCUUGACAUUCCCCUUCAUCCUUGCCCUCCGGUCCUGUACCUCUGGCCCACUCCUUGUUCCACUAAUCUCUUCUCCCACA
Molecule: messenger RNA, 1389 nt
Organism: Odobenus rosmarus divergens (Pacific walrus)
Lineage: Eukaryota; Metazoa; Chordata; Mammalia; Carnivora; Odobenidae
Gene: TP53INP2
Product: tumor protein p53 inducible nuclear protein 2
Exons: 5
Coding region: 331-996 (221 amino acids)
Biological process (GO): autophagosome assembly; positive regulation of DNA-templated transcription
Cellular component (GO): nucleus; autophagosome
Source: RefSeq, a predicted model, not a curated record